Coccomyxa subellipsoidea C-169 is the source of this 1231-nucleotide messenger RNA. RefSeq lists its product as hypothetical. Lineage: Eukaryota; Viridiplantae; Chlorophyta; Trebouxiophyceae; Coccomyxaceae. The coding region runs from base 158 to 688 and encodes 176 amino acids. The transcript has 3 exons. The record is from RefSeq and is a predicted model, not a curated record.
GCCAGAUACAGCUGUUCCUGGGUUGAUCUGCAGAUCUCAAUUGGUGACCUUCAGCAGCUUUCUUACGACAGCUAGUGUCUCAUCCUGUGCCAGGGCAGCCUUGGAGUGGGAGAGCGACCCUGUGGAGUGCUGAGGGGUUUCAUUUCAUCUGUAGAGGAUGCCUGCGACCAACGAAGCUGAGAUGAUCCUCCCCAAGGAGCCUGUCUCUGGGAAAGAUGCUCCUGUUGUGCUGAGUCACACGGCAGGGCCCAAGCUCGCAGACAUAAAGAAGGUAGACCUGGAAGACAGCCCAAGCCUGAAGAGGAAGGAUGGGGGCACGUCUAGCAGCCACAGGUUCAAGGUGGUGUCGCAGCUCGUGAUUGCAAUGAGGAGAUUCCAAGCCUCCCUGAACCCCACGUACACAUAUGGAAAGCGGCCUGCAUCCAGCAACAGCUCUGGUGGCGCUGUGGCUGCCAGCUUCAAGAAGUCUCCUGAACACACGCAGGAGGUGACUUCGGGAUCCUUCGCGCGGCAAUUCUCGCGGCCGGGCGAGCCGGGGGCGCCAAAGGUGGCUCGCAACCACAACUUCCACGGCAACAAGACAAGCUUUGUCUUCCGGGCGCUGCCGCCACACCCGGACGAGGACCCAGAGCAUGCCUCGCUGCAGCACCUGCCCAGCGGCAAGAGUGUCGCCAAUGGCACCUCCUGAACCUCGUGACUCUGUUUAGACACCCAAUGGCCAAGGCAGCAGUGGCUCUCCAGGGCUGCGAGAGUAUGCAUGUGUGCUUCCAUGUGAUUUUGAGUGGGUCAGUGGAAUGAUCCCAGAUGGCUUGUGAAAGGUGUACUCUUGGGAAGCCUGGUAGCAAUUCUUGGAAGGUAAUGGGUGAUUCGCACAGCCAAGACACCUGCUCAAGAGGAGCACAGCAGUUGUUGACAUCAGCAUCCCACUUGACUAAAAGCCCUGUACGUCAGAAUGCAGUAUCAGUAUAAGGAAUUGUCAUCUGAUGAAGUACGAUGAAAAUGUCUGUUAUCUAAAAUAUAACACUGUCUUGCAAUGAAUGUUGUGUUUUGUAGUUGCAGCAAAGCUAUUUUUUGUACUCCUUGCUUGCUGGAAGUAAUGUCUUGAAGUGUGUUUUUCAUAUAGUCUCAUUUGGUACCAUGUAUUUUACAAUAAUGUUUGUUCGGCUUUUGAAGCCUGGCUGUGUCUGGAACACAUUUAUCAGUAUCGUGACCAUUUAAUCUUGUCUACAAG